UCUGAGGUUUUGACUUUUUUUUUCAUAAAUAUUGCCGUAAUUCGAGAUUCAGUGAAUUUUCAAUUGCAUUUGACGCUAUUUCAGUGCGAUAAAGUUUCACGUGGUGCCAGCGACGAAUCUUCAGUGAAGGAUACGCGAAAAAUCCACGGAAAAAGACGCAAAAAGACGCUUCCAGUAAAUGGAUCGCAAUUCGUUAGUGUCGGAAAAAUAAGCGAAAAAAAUAAAAAUAAAAUAAAAACAACAGAAAAAGACAUUUUAGCGCAAAAUGGCACGUCACUUGGUGGCAGUUUGCGUCGUUUGUCUCCUGUGCACCGAGCAUUUUCCGUGCAAGGGACACAUCGAGGGCAACGAAAAUCUCAAAGAAAACCUCAUCAAAUACAGCAAAGACAGUCGCAUGGAGUACGAGGAGGCGCACAUUGGGAAUGUCGUGAAUGUCGAUAGCGAAAGGAUUUCCGAAGGUCGAAGUAACUUACAUAAAAAUAAAAUUCAGAGAGAAACUGUUAGACUGAAACGUCAUACCCACCAUCAUCAUCACGAAGCUAAAAGUGAUAGUAGAGAAGACAAUUUGAGUAUUGCUAGUAGUUCCAAAAAGUACUUAGGGAAGAUUUUUACGCGUUUUGGCGGCAACGACGACACAAUGACACUGGCGAACUUUAACGAGUUACUGACCAAAUUAGAACUUAAGAAAUUAGUGACGGAGCCAAAGGAUCUUAAAAAGGGGAAAAUUAUGGAUUCGGAAACGUGUCUAACUAGUCUCGAUCUUGUUCAGAGAAUCUCUGGCAAAUCGCAAAAUCCAGAUGUACAUGCUGAACCAAUUGCCGAAAGUAGGAUAGAUCAUCAUCAUCACGAUCAUGAGCACGAUCACGAGCACGAAACGCAUCACAAUGAAGAGCAUCAGCAUCACGCCAAUGCAUCAGAUUCCAAGUCAAUUGACAUCGAUUUCAGCACAAUGUGGGACAUGUGCCCUAUUUUGAUGUAUCACGUCAUUUCGGGCGACGCCACAGAACGCAGUGGCUGCAUUACGGGCAGCGAUUUGCCGUUACAUGAUGAAAUUACGAAAUUUAUUGCCACAAAUCACGAUGCGGAUGAGCUACAAGACAAGACUGCGGUGUGGAUUUACGCUACUGUCGCAAUUUUGGGCGUGAGUUUGUGUGGGUUGUUGGGAGUUGCGGUAAUUCCGUGCAUGGACAAGCACAUUUAUCAUCAUGCGUUGCAAUUUUUCGUCGCGCUUGCCGUUGGAACGUUGUGCGGAGACGCAUUGUUGCAUCUGAUGCCUCAUUCGAUGAUUGGGCAUCCGGGCGGCGAAGCAGCUCAUGAAUACAUGACAUACAAGGGCUUGGCAGCUGUUGGCGGCAUCGUUUUCUUCUACUUUGUCGAACGAGCGCUCACAAUAAUUGCCAGUCGAUGGGCCAAACACCAAAAAAAGGAGAAACUUCCGUCGCGCGUUCGCGUAAUUCGCGAUCCCGAAGCAAUCGUCGAUCAGCCAAAUAGCGGACCCAGUGAUAAGCAAUGCAAACACAAAUACAGCUCGUACCCGUAUUGCUACAACGAGAUAGCGAUGGAGACCAAAGACGAUCAUCACGAGCAUCCGGUGUGCAUCAACAACAGCGCCGCCGCCAAACACAACCAAACGACAGCGAUUGACGGAAAAUUGUGUCCCAAGCACGGCGAUCCGCAUGCCGCCGAUCUCGAAAUUCAUCAAAAUGACUCGGAGCAAAAAUUGUUGGAUGGCAACUACACAAUUUCCGAUAAUUACAAAAAUAUGUGCAACUCUUUUGCGCGGGAUCCUUUUGACUCGAUCGAAAAUACGACAGUGACGAGUGUCGAGAAUUCCUCCGUUGAAGGAGGCGCCACGGAAAAGACAAAAGUAGCUGCGGGUAAAAAUGUCUCGUUAUUGCCCGAGGAAAAUUACACAAUUAUUCUUCGCGAGCACGAACGGAAGCAUCACGGGCAUUCGCAUACGCACGGGCACGUUCAUUCGCCCCCCGAUUCGCUUUCUGCCGUCGCUUGGAUGGUCAUUAUGGGCGAUGGGUUGCACAAUUUCACAGAUGGCAUGGCAAUUGGCGCAGCUUUUUCCAAUAAUAUCGCGGGAGGAUUUUCGACAGCAAUUGCGGUGUUUUGUCACGAGUUGCCACACGAGUUGGGAGACUUUGCGGUGCUACUGAAAGCCGGCAUGAGUGCCAAACAAGCGGUUUUUUACAAUAUUCUCUCGUCAAUUCUCAGUUUCUUCGGGAUGGUCGUUGGAAUUAUUGUUGGAGACACACCUGAAGCAUCUGCAUGGAUUUUUGCUGUUGCAGCCGGCAUGUUUUUGUACAUUGCCUUAGUAGACAUGAUUCCCGAACUUACUUCCUCCCACACCGGCGACAAAGAAGAGAGAUGCCAACUUUCAGAAUUGAUUUUGCAAUUUUUAGGAAUGGCAAUGGGCUUCGGCAUCAUGCUGUUAAUUUCAAUUUACGAACACGAUCUCAAGGACAUGUUUUCAUCUGACGACAGUCAUUCACAUGAACACCAUCAACCCCAAAUCUAACUUAGCAACAUAAUUUUUUUUUAUACGAGAAAAAAAAAAUACGCGAGACUUGUGUUGAAACUUAGUUUUUUUUUAUAAAUUGCUUAAAAAAUAGAAUUAGGGACUUGUUUUGCGAACGAGAAACCUCAUUUGUUACAUUUUGACACAGACUUCCGAUUAUUUUCUCUUUUUUAUGUAGUUUUAGAUGUGAUUAAAUUUUAUUACAGCAGUUUUUUUAUUGUUUACGAAUCAAAUGUAACGUAGAGGCAUUUGUAGAAAUUGCUACAUAAAUAAAACUAGAUUUUAAGGAUAAAAAUUGCUGCUCAUGAAAAGAAAACUAUUUUAUUAUCGCUAAACUUUCAAGAUCUACUGCUUUCUUCGACACUGUACGACUUAAUCAUGAAACACCUUAAAUCGAUGUCUUUUGAUGUUAAUAAAAAUAGUUAAAAAUUAAAUAUUAGUGGUUACAAUAAAUUCUAAUUUCAUGUACUUUUAUGAUGAUACAAAUAUAUUUUUACAAUGCUAUUUCAUAAAUUUCAUGUAACUUUAAUAUGUAACUUUAAUAAUCGAGACAUCGAAAAGUACUUUCAGCUUUCGUUUGAGCGCUCAUGAUGAUACAGUAUUUCAAAAUAAAUAAAAAUAAAUGAAAAACAAUGAA
This is a messenger RNA of Culicoides brevitarsis, 3164 nucleotides long. RefSeq names its product zinc transporter foi (gene foi). Gene Ontology annotation, biological process: intracellular monoatomic cation homeostasis; zinc ion import across plasma membrane. Gene Ontology annotation, molecular function: monoatomic cation:bicarbonate symporter activity; zinc ion transmembrane transporter activity. The transcript has 7 exons. NCBI's taxonomy places the organism in Eukaryota, Metazoa, Arthropoda, Insecta, Diptera, Ceratopogonidae. The coding region runs from base 266 to 2527 and encodes 753 amino acids. The record is from RefSeq and is a predicted model, not a curated record. Gene Ontology annotation, cellular component: plasma membrane.